This is a messenger RNA of Acanthochromis polyacanthus (spiny chromis), 3142 nucleotides long. RefSeq lists its product as uncharacterized. The coding region runs from base 2364 to 2852 and encodes 162 amino acids. The record is from RefSeq and is a predicted model, not a curated record. The transcript has 8 exons. NCBI's taxonomy places the organism in Eukaryota, Metazoa, Chordata, Actinopteri, Pomacentridae.
AUUUGAAUUGUUGCUUUCACGCCACACCCUCAGUUUUAGGGCGUCCUUUCAUUAUACUGAACAAAAGCAGUCUGAAGCUCCACAGAAGCAGAAGAGACACUUUCCCACAGUGGAUUUCACUCAGUAUUUCUGGAAUAAAGCUUCAACAUGCUGCUGCUCGUCCUGUUCGCUGGAUGUUUGGCCUCAUGUGCUGCACAGACGACGUCUUCUUCCUUCUCUACAACGGGUAUAUCGACCAUGAUGCCUACUACUCUCACAGAGAUAAAUCCGUCAACAGAAGCCACAACCCGGGCUGGAUCAGCAAACAAUAUCGUGGCAUUCUUUGACGUAGCUGUUCGCACCAGUCAGGAACCAAGUGAAGAAACACUUGCUCUCAUUAUGAGCCAGAUCCGUCAAACCAUCCUGCGGAUUCGACCAGGUGCAAACUUCACUCUUACUGUAAAGAACAACACCAUAGUCUGAACACUUAUAAGUUUCUGUUGAGUAUUUUGUUCUGUAUCGCUAUAAGAUGGACUAAAAAAUUAGACUACAUCAAGUUAUGUCUCUUAUAUUUGCUAUGAGAUUAUUUUCUUUAGUACCGAAAUGGUCAAAUUUUGCAUUGUUUUUUUUGUUUUGUCUUGUGUUUUUUUUUUUUAAAGAGGGCAUUGAGACUUUGUAAUAACUUUUUCAUCACAGAGAGGUGACGGUGCAGAAAUAUAUAGAGCUGGUGAAAAUGAAUUCAACAUGUCUACAUCUUAAAGGUGCAAUAUGUGAAUUUUUGAAGAUAAAUAUGGCAGCGAGCAACUAUAAGCUCUGAGUGAUGACCUUCCCAGCAGCAAAUGAAGUCUAACCGUCAGCCCUGAACUUCAGCUGCCCAGUAGGGGUUCUGACAGACAGCAGGGUGUCAGCUGUGACAAUAUACCGUGUGACAGGAGAAUGACUUGGAGCUGCUGUAUCCUCCACUAUUAUAUUAAAGCAACGGAAAUAAACUUGUGUUUGUAGUUUGUACUAAAGACUCACUUUUACUCACUCUCAGUUUCAGGAGCAGAAAUUGCAAAACAGUGAAAGCAGAGCUGCUCAGCAGAUAGAAACACAAUGUGAAGCUGAGCCCGAGGAGAGAGUCGCACAAAAAGCUGAAUGUCAGCCUGAUAGCAGAAGAAUCUGUUCAAGAGAUCCAGUGAACGCAAUGCUCCUGGUGGUGAGCUGGAAUUGUAUUUGCUGCUUAGAGUUUUUAGUUCAGUUUAAAGUAAUAAAAGUCAAGAAAAUGGAAGAUGUCAAUUUGAGAGGCGGCGUUAGUAACAUGGUUAGCAACAUGGACGUAAACAAUGUCACUAGUUGGUGGUAAUUCUAAUUUCAUAUUUAAAAACGCUCUACGGAUUCAUAGAAUACAUUGUACAGCUGUGACUUUCUCUCACACAGUAAAAUUGUAGUUCUCCUUCAACUUACUUGAAGUCUGACCUACUUGAUAUCCACCGCCUCCAUGUACUAAAGGCUACAAUCAACUAUUUUGGAUACGGUUUCUUUUAUUUUGUGAUAAUUCAUUGAUAUAAUUCACAGUACACCUCUUCAGAUAAACACAGCAGCUUUUCAGUGUCCAGACCUCAUAAUGGAGGUUUUGUCUAAACAAUAAAUUCCUGAAAGAUAUUCCUUGACAUAUGGAAGACAUCAAAAAGAUACAGAAAAAUGUGUUCUUCCAUUGUCCUACUUUUGUGAAUUAUCCAAAACAGCUGCAGAAAAAUAGAGGUAACAGAAAAAGGUUUGACACAGUUUUACUGUAAUAGUGGCAGCAAAAAGUGAGGAAAAAGAUAAAGUCUUACAAACUUAAAAGGACUUCAACGGAGACGAAAUUUUUCUUUGAAAUGUGGUGUGAAUGGUGCCUUUCUAAUUAAUUCUUCACUUGUUUGAAAAAAUGACAUUUAAACAAAGAAAUGCCAAACGUUUGAUUUUGUGUGUCAGAAAAUGUGUCUGAGAUGUGGAGCUAAAAUAAAAACCAGAAUCACCUCAAAGGUCAAUGUCUUCCUGCAAUAAUGACGCCGUCAGGCUUUUAAACUAUCUUCAGUUGAAGCAGUGACUGCAAACAGUGUGAAAUGGAUCUCAAAACUCUUCAUCUGUACUGAGAAAAACUCAGCUGUAUUUUAAACAUGAAACUGAUACACAUACCUUGAUGUUCCUUUGGAUCAAGUAGCUGUGUCUAAUUGAUGUAAAAAAUAACUUUCUCUAUGCAUUGCUCUCUUCCUGUACCACGUGAUAGCCAAUGUUCUACUGGCCUCUUUUUCCACAUGACCCAUGUACUUCACUUUAAGCCCUCAGCACAGUCUGAGCAGACAUUCAGGAGACGUCUGCAGACUCGAACACAUCCCGGACACUGAACCUCACUGUUCAACAUGGACCUGAGAAUCCUGCUUGUAGCUGCAGCUCUGGUUCUGGGGGCCACACUGACCAGCUCCCUGGCUGACCGGACCUCACAAUGCAAAGUCAAAUGGUUGUUCGGCAUCGCAUGCAGCGAUGUCCAAGGACAGCUGGUGAACCAGAUCAAGGCCUGGCAGAUCAGGCAGAGCUGCCUGUAUGCAGGAGAGAAGUGCUCGUAUGAGCUUGUGUCUUCAGUUCCGUACCUGAUCAAAGCCACGCACACGUCUCCGAACACCAAGAAACUGAGCGACCUUCAGUUUCUUCUGGAGCAGUCCACCGUUUGCAAAGUGACUGGAGAAGCUGUGUCUGAAUUCACCAACGAUCCGGCCGAUAACAGCACCAACUACUGCAGCCUGCAGAACCUCAUGGACGGAAGCAAACUGAUUGACGCUGAGGGCUACAAACAGUUCAGCAACAAGUGGAUCUGUCCCGGCUUUGAUACGGCAAACUGCAGCCUGUCAUAGGAGGACACACUGCUGGAUCCAAAUGUGUUCUAAUAUGAGGAACAACUAGGAGAUCUUUGUGAAAACUAAUAAAAUUAGUUCUUAAUAAUGCAUUUUUCUUUAUUUUUAUGUUCACUGUCACCAUUUGUUAGUAACUUUUUAAAAAUUAUUUCACAAUUUCUUUUACAAAACAAUGAAACUUCCUCAAUAUUUUCUCCAAAAUCAGUUGAAAAACAGUUAUGAGGCAUAAAAUGUUUGUUUCACAUUAAUGGAAUGAAAUACUGAAACUGAAUAAACCAUAUUGACAUUAA